GUCAUCUAGUCCCUCCCAGCUUUCCCUUCUCAUUUCUUAAAAUUGUCUUUUAAUUAGAUCUCUUUCUCUCUGUCGCUCGCUCUCUCGCUCUCUGUGAAACGAAACGCCAUGGCGUUUCGGAGAUCUUUCGCCGGCCGUACACUCGCGAUCUCUGCGCUCCUUCUAGUUCUGAUCCAUGCCGGCCACUGCUUCUAUCUCCCCGGCGUCGCUCCCGAGGACUUCCAGAAGGGUGAUACUCUGAAAGUGAAAGUGAACAAAUUGACCUCUACAAAGACUCAACUUCCUUACUCAUAUUAUUCUCUUCCUUAUUCUCGGCCUGAAAAGAUAGUGGACAGUGCAGAGAAUCUUGGGGAAGUACUUCGAGGUGAUCGUAUUGAAAACUCCCCCUAUGUGUUCAAAAUGCGAGAACCACAAAUGUGCAAUGUUGUUGAGCGGGUUAUACUUGAUGCCAAAUCGGCAAAGGAGUUUAAAGAGAAGAUCAAUGAUGAGUAUCGGGUCAAUAUGAUCCUUGAUAAUCUCCCGCUGGUUGUUUCCACACGAAGGGUGGAUCAGGAAUCUCCUACUGUUUAUCAGCUUGGCUUUGUUGUUGGGCUCAAAGGCCAAUUUGCUGGGAGCAAGGGUGAAAAGUAUUUUAUCCACAACCACUUGGCAUUUACUGUGAAGUUUCAUAGAGAUUUGCAAACCGACUCUGCAAGAAUUGUGGGUUUUGAGGUUAAACCAUUUAGUGUUAAACAUGAAUAUGAAGGGAAGUGGGAUGGGAAGAAUCGUUUAACAACCUGUGAUCCUCAUGCAAAACACGCAGUUGUUAAUUCCAACUCCCCUCAAGAGGUUGAAGAGAAAAAAGAGAUUAUAUUCACUUAUGAUGUUGAUUUCGAGGAGAGUGAUGUGAAGUGGGCAUCUAGAUGGGAUGCCUAUCUUCUAAUGAGCGAUGACCAGAUUCACUGGUUCUCAAUUGUCAAUUCUUUGAUGAUUGUUCUCUUUCUCUCGGGCAUGGUGGCAAUGAUAAUGCUACGAACACUUUACCGUGACAUCUCCAAGUACAAUGAGCUUGAGACCCAAGAAGAAGCCCAAGAAGAGACGGGAUGGAAGCUCGUGCAUGGGGAUGUCUUCAGGACCCCAAAUAAUUCAGACCUGCUCUGUGUCUAUGUUGGAACUGGUGUUCAGUUUUUCGGGAUGAUACUGGUGACCAUGAUUUUUGCCAUCCUUGGCUUCCUUUCCCCCUCUAACCGGGGUGGUCUCAUGACAGCCAUGCUCUUGCUUUGGGUCUUCAUGGGUCUUUUUGCUGGUUACACCUCUGCCCGUUUAUACAAGAUGUUUAAAGGGACAGAAUGGAAGAGAAUUGCUUUCAGGACGGCAGUAAUGUUCCCGGCGAUCGUCUCCGCCAUUUUCUUUGUCUUAAAUGCUCUCAUAUGGGGACAGAAGUCAUCUGGGGCUGUGCCAUUUGGUACCAUGUUUGCUCUGAUCUUCUUAUGGUUUGGGAUUUCAGUCCCACUUGUGUUUGUAGGUGGCUAUGUUGGGUUCAAGAAACCAGCAAUCGAGGAUCCCGUGAAGACAAAUAAAAUCCCGAGGCAGAUUCCUGAGCAGGCCUGGUAUAUGAACCCAGCAUUUUCAAUUUUGAUUGGAGGAAUACUCCCAUUUGGAGCAGUUUUCAUCGAACUUUUCUUCAUCCUUACGUCAAUCUGGCUGAAUCAGUUCUACUACAUCUUCGGUUUUCUCUUCUUGGUCUUCACCAUCCUCAUUGUGACUUGCGCUGAAAUAACCGUCGUGCUCUGCUACUUCCAACUGUGCAGUGAGGACUAUCUGUGGUGGUGGAGGUCAUACCUUACAUCAGGCUCUUCUGCACUGUACCUUUUCCUCUAUGCAACAUUCUACUUCUUCACUAAGCUUGAAAUCACAAAGCUGGUCUCCGCGAUAUUUUACUUUGGAUACAUGCUAAUUGCCUCGUAUGCAUUUUUUGUUCUAACCGGUACCAUUGGAUUUUAUGCAUGCUUUUUGUUCACAAGGCUCAUCUACUCGUCAGUGAAGAUUGACUAAUAAGUGUGAUCAGGUUUGUUCGAUGGUCAUUUUCUUUAAAAGGCUGCAAAAAAAACUUGUCUUUGUAAGAUUUACAAUUAAGGUACGAUUUUCCCUUCCAGAUGUUACACUGCUCAAUUUUGAAUUGCGAGGAGGAAGGGCAUGACUUGGUUGUUAUAGUAGCUUUUUAUUUGUUUAAUUUUUAAAGAAGAUUCUCCUA
Molecule: messenger RNA, 2233 nt
Organism: Alnus glutinosa
Lineage: Eukaryota; Viridiplantae; Streptophyta; Magnoliopsida; Fagales; Betulaceae
Product: transmembrane 9 superfamily member 8
Exons: 7
Coding region: 109-2034 (641 amino acids)
Biological process (GO): protein localization to membrane
Cellular component (GO): membrane
Source: RefSeq, a predicted model, not a curated record